Messenger RNA from Solanum verrucosum, 1851 nucleotides. RefSeq lists its product as uncharacterized. The record is from RefSeq and is a predicted model, not a curated record. NCBI's taxonomy places the organism in Eukaryota, Viridiplantae, Streptophyta, Magnoliopsida, Solanales, Solanaceae. The transcript has 3 exons. Bases 1 to 1851 code for a protein of 616 amino acids. Gene Ontology annotation, molecular function: protein dimerization activity.
AUGCGUCAAUUUCGACCAACUUGGUUUAAGAGAAGAUCUCAAUGGUUGGAAUAUAGCAUUAAAGCAGACGCGGCAUUUUGUUUGUGUUGUUAUUUGUUCAAGAAUGAACUUGAAAGUCGUGGAAAUGCCGGAGAUUCAUUUACAAGAGAUGGUUUUAGGUGUUGGAACAAAGCUUUAGAAAGAUUCAAAAAACAUGUUGGUAAGGUAAAUAGUAUCCAUCAUAAAUGUUUCAAUAGGAUGCAAGAUUUGAAAAACCAACGCCAAUCGAUCCAAUCUUCUUUUGACAAGCAAAGUGAAAAGGCAAGAAGUGAUUAUCGGAUGCGUUUAAAUGCCUCAAUUGAUGUAGCAAGAUUUCUCUUGACAUCGGGAUUUCCAUUAAAUGGGCAUGAUGAAAGUGAAGGUUCCGAAUAUAAGGGUGCUUUUCUUGAACUUUUGAAAUGGUAUGGGGAUAGAAGUUUUGAUGUGGGAAGAGUAAUAUUAGGUAAUGCUCCACAAAAUGAUAUGAUGAUUUGUCCGACAAUUCAAAAAGAUAUUGUGGAGGCUUGUGCUAAAGAAACAACUAAGGCUAUCAUUGAAGACUUGGACGGUGAUUAUUUUGGAAUAUUAGUUGAUGAAUCAAAGGAUGUUUCUCAUAAGGAGCAAAUGGCUCUAAUUUUGAGAUAUGUCAACAAAAGUGGAAUGGUGAUAGAGCGAUUCUUGGGUAUUGUCCACGUAAAUGAUACAUCUUCUCAAUCAUUAAAAAAGGCAAUUUAUUCUUUGCUUUUGGAUCACUCAUUAUGUACAUCCAAAAUACGUGAUCAAGGUUAUGAUGGGGCUAGUAAUAUGCAAGGGGAAAUAAAUGGUCUCAAGUCUUUGAUUUUACAAGAUACGUCGUCUGCAUAUUCUAUUCACUGUUUUGCUCACCAAUUGCAAUUGGCACUUGUAGAGAUUCACUUCGACAACAUCAAGAAGAUAAGUUGGAAGAGUUGCUUAAAUUUGGAGAAGUUCAUACAGGGCAAGGAUAUGAAACGUGAUUGUCCAUAUCAUCUUGAUAGAUUUGCGGCGAAAAAUCUUUUGAGCAAGAUUCAUGAAUUUGAAUUUGUCUUUAUGUUGCACUUGAUGUUUAAGGUGUUGCUAUUGACGAAUGAGUUGAAUAAAGUUUUACAAAAGAAAGAUCAAGAUAUCAUUAAUGCUAUGGGAUUGCUUGACCUUUCAAAGAAACGAUUGCAAAUGAUGAGAGAGGAUGAAUGGGACUCUAUGAUGGAUGAGGUUAGCUUAUUUUGUGGUAAACAUGGAAUUUCAAUUCCCAAAAUGAAUGAAGACUACUCUAAUGGGAAGUCGAAGCGUAAGAGGUCCAAUAUUUCAUAUUUGCAUCACUUUCGUGUGGAAGUAUUUUAUGCCGUCAUUGAUUUGGCACUUCAAGAACUCAAUAAUCGUUUUGAUGUGGUGACUAGUGACUUGCUUCUCGGUAUGGCUAGUUUGAGUCCGGUUGAUUCAUUUGCUAAUUUUCACAAGGAUAGGAUAAUAAAACUAGCCGAGUACUACCCAAGUGAGUUUGGUGAUAAAGAGCUUCGGGAACUCAAUUUUCAACUUGAUGAUUUUAUUGUCUAUGCUCAAAAGUGUGAUAGAAAGUUUCUCAACUUGAAGGGAAUCAAGGAUCUUGCAAAAGUGAUGAUAGAGACAAAACUAGAUCAAACUUGGUCACUUGUGUAUCUACUUGUGAAGUUAACUUUGAUUAUUCCUGUUGCUACCGCAAGCGUGGAAAGAACAUUCUCAUCAAUGAAGUACAUAAAGAAUGAUUUGCGUAAUAGGAUGGAUGAAGAUCUUUUGAAUGGUUGUUUAGUUUGCUAUAUAGAGCGUAGUAUAUUUUAA